Thecamonas trahens ATCC 50062 is the source of this 921-nucleotide messenger RNA. RefSeq names its product 4'-phosphopantetheinyl transferase. Gene Ontology annotation, cellular component: cytosol. Bases 1 to 903 code for a protein of 300 amino acids. The transcript has a single exon. The record is from RefSeq and is a predicted model, not a curated record. NCBI's taxonomy places the organism in Eukaryota, Apusomonadida, Apusomonadidae. Gene Ontology annotation, molecular function: magnesium ion binding; holo-[acyl-carrier-protein] synthase activity.
AUGGCUGCUCAAGCUCCCCUCCCCCUCCCCCUCCUCCUCCUCCACGCCGUCGACUGCACAGGCUGGGAGCCCUCGCCUCACACAUGGGUCGCUGUCACCGCCGCCCUCGACCCCAUAGAGGCCGCCCGUAUUGCACGCUUUGUCUUUCCUCGUGACGCCCGGGCAUCGGCUUGUGGCCGUCUGCUGCUGCGCCUGCUGCUGGCCACGGUGCUGGCUGGGAACGAGGCCGAUCCUUGUGGCCUGGAUCUGGUGCUGCAUCGAACUGAGCGCGGCCGGCCGCAGCUGGCUGAUCCGGCGCCCGGCGUCGACGCCAACAUCUCCCAUCACGGCAGGUGGGUCGUCGGCGCUGCGAUCGGGUGUGGGUCGGAUGCACCCGAUGCGCGAGUCGGCAUUGAUGUUGUCACGCUCGCAGUCCGCGGCCUCGAUUGUAACGCCUCGGAGACAGACGCACUGAGCGCUGUCGAGACGUACCUGACCGACUUUGCAUCGGUGUUGACGCCUGCCGAGCGCGCUGCGCUCCGCUCGCCAAAGCUAGGCUGGCGGGCAAGAGUCAAGACCUUCUUCAUUACCUGGGCGGUCAAGGAGGCGAUUGUCAAGGCGCUCGGCGACGGUCUGGCCUACGGUCUGGCCAACAUUGACGUCGCCUUGGCCGACGGUGGCGUAUUAGCUGAUAUGGAGCUGACACGUGGUGUCGUCGAGCCACUGCAACUGAGCAUCACUCUCUCCGGCAAGGUUGCCGACGGUUGGGCGUUUGCCGUUGGCGCACUGCCGACAGACGAUGAGCUUGUCGGCGACUAUGGUGCAUCAGUAGUGGCACUUGCGGUGCAGAGCGCCGACAUGCUUCCACCAGAGCCCAUCCCCAUGGUCAUGCACCAUGCCGCUGAUUUGCUGCAGAGUCGGUAAAGUGCUCCAACUUGUGGA